ACAGAAGCUAGAGAGUCGACAUGGCAGCUCCUACACAGCUUGCUUUCCGGACAGUUAAAGGGCUUGGCAUCCUCGAUGCGGACCCUGUCUAUGAGCCAUUGUCGGGGUUUGAGAGACCUGAGGGGAACCUUCGCUGUAGCGCUUAUUCUCCCUGUGGCCGGUAUUUUGCAUGGGCAUCUCCCGAGAAGGUAACUAUUAUUGAUCCUUCCGUCGGACACAUCAUCACGAAUAUCCCUGCCGAUAACGUUUUUGAGCUGGGAUUCUCACCCCUCGGGACCUACUUGAUCACUUGGCAGCGUCCGUCGAAGGAUGCGAAUGGUGAUGCAGUCAAGAACUUGAAGGUUUGGAAGAUCGUGGAGACGGCACCAGAGAGCAACGGAGAUGAACACGCGAUUGUGGGCAGUUACGUCCAGAAGUCGCAGACGGGCUGGAACCUUCAGUACACGUCUGAUGAGCGUUACUGUGCUCGGGUUGUCACCAACGAGGUUCAAUUUUACCAGAGCGACAACCUGUCCAAGCCGUGGAAUAAGCUGCAUGUGGAGGGGGUGAUCGACUUCGCGCUCUCACCCGGAAAGAGUCAGUCUGUUGCCGUAUUUGUGCCUGAACGCAAGGGUCAACCCGCUGCAGUCAAGGUGUUCAUGGUGCCUCAGUUCGGGGCUCCUGUCUCGCAGAAGACUUUCUUCAAAGGUGACAAGGUUCAGUUGAAAUGGAAUGCCUCGGGAACUACUCUGCUUGUGCUUGCCCAGACCGAAGUUGAUCGGACAGGCAAGAGUUACUAUGGAGAGACCACGCUAUACCUACUCGGUGCUACGGGUGGUUUUGAUUCUCGUGUUGACUUGGACAAGGAAGGUCCGAUCCACGAUGUUACCUGGUCGCCCAACUCUAGAGAGUUUGGUGUUGUCUACGGCUAUAUGCCAACCAAGACCACGAUCUUUAACUUCCGUGGAGUACCGCAGCACAGUUUCCCUCUCGCCCCCCGGAACACCAUCUCGUUCUCUCCCCACGGUCGUUUCGUCCUAGUUGCUGGUUUUGGCAACUUGGCCGGCCAAAUGGACAUCUAUGAUUUGGAGAAGAAUUACUUUAAGAUCGCUACCGUGGAAGCGUCGAAUGCCAGUGUUUGCGAAUGGUCUCCCGAUGGAAAAUUUAUCCUGACGGCUACCACGAGUCCCCGUCUCAGAGUGGAUAACGGUGUUCGUUUGUGGCAUGUCAGCGGUGCUCUGGUGUACAACGAAGACAUGCACGAGCUCUACGACGUAUAUUGGAGACCGCAAUCCACCACACAGCACCCUCUUGGUGAUCCGUUCCAUCCGCUCCCGACGCCCCAUCCAUCUGCUGUUGCGUACCUGAGCACGAGGAAGGCUCCUGUGAAGCCUGCGGGUGCCUAUCGCCCACCGGGCGCUCGUGGUCAGCUUACGCCACUUGCAUUCAAGCGAGAAGAUCAGGGCGGUGCUGCCUUUGUCCGGGACGGGGCAAACGGUGGAGCCCUGAAUGGCUUGGGCAAGCCACGGAGACGUGAAGUUCCUGGUGCUGAUCCGGUUGAGGAAUAUCUUCCUCCGGGAGCCGCUCCUGGAGGAGGGGUUGCUCUACCCCCGGGUGCGGAUCAGCCCGAGAAGUUAUCCAAGUCCGCCGCCAGGAACAAGAAGAAGCGUGAAGCGAAGAAGCUGAAGGAUGACAAGGGCCACCACGAGCGUAGCCGCUCCAAGGCCAACAAUUCUGAGCGCAAGAACGCCCACCAGGCCAAUGGCGCAUCGCCCGCUUCGACCAAGCCGAGCAAUAACGCUGCAGCAGAAGCUGCAGGUGCACCCACCGCACAAGAGAAGAAGAUCCGCGGACUUCUGAAGAAGAUUCGUGCGAUCGACGAGCUGAAAAUGCGCCUUGCGGGUGGAGAGAAGUUGGAGGAUACGCAGCUAAAGAAGAUCCAGACCGAGGAAUCGGUGCGCAAGGAGUUGGAAUCGCUGGGUUUCAACGGAUAG
Aspergillus nomiae NRRL 13137 is the source of this 1973-nucleotide messenger RNA. Its product is annotated as translation initiation factor 2A. The record is from RefSeq and is a predicted model, not a curated record. Gene Ontology annotation, molecular function: protein binding; translation initiation factor activity; tRNA binding. Gene Ontology annotation, biological process: translational initiation. NCBI's taxonomy places the organism in Eukaryota, Fungi, Ascomycota, Eurotiomycetes, Eurotiales, Aspergillaceae. The coding region runs from base 21 to 1973 and encodes 650 amino acids. Gene Ontology annotation, cellular component: cytosolic small ribosomal subunit. The transcript is spliced from 7 exons.